AUGGGUUUCGCAUUUUGGAAAGGCAAUCAAUUCCCUGUAGAGGGGAGAACGGUUCUGCUCACCGGCUCAUCCCAGGGGAUGGGUAGCGAGAUCGCUCGUCUCCUCUCAGCCCGCGGCGCAAACCUCAUCCUCGUCGCACGCACAGCGAAGAACCUCGAGACAGCCCUCGCACACGCAAAAUCCCAUGCAAAGAACCCCGCCGCCCAACGCUUCACUUACAUCGCCGCCGACGUAACCUCCGAGGCUGAGAACGCCCGGAUUCUCAAGGAAGCAACGGCCUGGAACAAUGGACGUAUGCCGGAGAUCGUUUGGUGUAUCGCGGGGUCCUCAGUACCAGGCCUGUUUAUCGAGACGAGCACCGAGACGCUGAGGAGACAGAUGGAACUCAACUAUUUCGCUUCGGCAUACAUGGCACACAAGACACUCCAGGCGUGGUUCUACCCCGAAGUGCCGUACAAGUCGCAAGAAAAGAGUUCUGCACCAGAACCACCUCGCAAGUUCAUCAUGACCUCGUCCGCGCUCGCCUUCAUGAACAUAGCAGGCUACUCCGCCUACUCCCCCGCCAAAGCCGCUAUCCGCUCCCUUGCCGACGGCCUCCGUUCAGAGGUACAACUCUACAACGCGGCGCGUCGCUCAAAGACGGGCACCACUGGCGCCACACCCGCGCCUUUCGAUGUUGACAUUCAUGUCGUCUUUCCGGGCAGUAUACUAUCUCCUGGCUUCGAAAACGAGAACAAGACCAAGCAUCCCGUGAGCUUCGAGCUAGAGUCUUCAGAUCCCAAGCAGACUGAGCUGGAAGCUGCGACGGCAGCCAUCAAAGGACUCGAAGGAGGCGACUUCAUGACGCCUACGAAUUGGUUGGUGCAUUUGAUGCGUUGGGGCUCUAUAUCGGGUAGUCAGAGGAACAAUGUGGUUCUUGAUACGAUAGGAGCUUGGAUCGCGACAAUUGUUUGGUUGAUCAUGGUGCCAGAUCUGAAUGGCAAGGUCUGGGGUUGGGGCAAGAAGAACGGGAUGCCGGUGUUUAGGCCAAAUGCACAAUAG
Alternaria postmessia is the source of this 1041-nucleotide messenger RNA. RefSeq lists its product as uncharacterized. Bases 1 to 1041 code for a protein of 346 amino acids. The record is from RefSeq and is a predicted model, not a curated record. Gene Ontology annotation, biological process: sphingolipid biosynthetic process. The transcript is spliced from 2 exons. Lineage: Eukaryota; Fungi; Ascomycota; Dothideomycetes; Pleosporales; Pleosporaceae. Gene Ontology annotation, molecular function: 3-dehydrosphinganine reductase activity. Gene Ontology annotation, cellular component: endoplasmic reticulum membrane.